This is a messenger RNA of Danaus chrysippus (African queen), 381 nucleotides long. Lineage: Eukaryota; Metazoa; Arthropoda; Insecta; Lepidoptera; Nymphalidae. The record is from the annotation of a GenBank genome assembly.
AUGAGCUGGCAAGAUUAUGUCGAUAAACAGUUAAUUGCAUCCAGAUGUGUUUCAAAGGCUGCAAUUGCCGGUCACGAUGGAAAUGUCUGGGCUAAAUCGGAAGGCUUUGACAUAUCAAAAGACGAGGUGGCCAAGAUAGUGGCUGGUUUUGAAAACGAAUCACUACUCACCAGCGGUGGUGUGACGAUAGCGGGCACGCGGUACAUCUACCUCAGCGGUAACGAGCGCAUCAUUCGCGCUAAACUCGGCAAAGUCGGAGUUCACUGCAUGAAGACGCAGCAAGCUGUUGUAAUUUCUCUCUACGAAGAACCGAUCCAACCCCAGCAAGCUGCUUCCGUAGUGGAGAAGUUAGGAGAUUAUUUAGUGAACUGUGGUUAUUAG